CACAACCACUCCUACAAGACGGACGCCAAGGGCCCGUCCUCAUUCGCUUUCUCGUCCAGUCGUUCAACAUUCGAUAAUUUUCUCACUCGUUCAACCCUUCACUCGCUAAAUAUCUCACCCUAGUACACUUACACAGUGACUAUAAAACAAUGAACAGUGAGGAGAGAUAAGUAGUUGUGUAGAGACAGAGAGACAUUUAAAAUGAGAAAAAGUAAUGUACGAGUCACAUGAAUUUCCAACUCUUAAGACCCUACAAGGGAAUCCAGUUCUAAGAUGGUGAGUUGUGACAAAUCCGUUUUGAAACUGGAAUCGUCUGGGUUGGUGUCCUCAUCAAUGCCAUGUCUCUUAGGUGACGAUGCAGAGGGCAUGUGUGGAACUACUUUGGAACCUGAUCCUCGAUAUUCAGCCUGUUGCUCCAACAUUUUCCGUCCAGGCCGGGUGCUGCGUGAUAUCAUUGUGGGGUUCCUUGUUGUACUGGCUGUUGCUAUUGUCAUUGCAGUCCUGUUUGUUGUGUGCUUUUACCUUUUGCCAGGUAAUAAGGAAGGAGAGUCUUCUCUGGGUUUGGAAGAAGGAGCAUUUGUUGGUAGCCCAGUGAAAGAGAAGAAACAUCCCAAUAUCAUAAAUGAAGUUGAGUUUACAGAUGACACCAGAUAUAAUGUAUCCAGUGAUCCAGUGCUUGGAAAAGUCAAAGUAGGGGAUCAUGAAGAUCAUCACCAUACAGGUCCACUUCCCAAUCCUGAACCAGAGCCUGAACCAGAGCCUGAGUCCGAGUCCAAGGCUACGCCAGAUUCCAAACCUGAGCCUGAUCAUGUGCAUGAAGGUGUUGAGAUGCAACAUGGACACACACAUGGUGAAGGUGAUGUGGGCCAGGAACAUGCACACAAGAAAGGUGAUGCAGGCCAGGAACACAUGCACAAUGCAGGUGACGUAGGCCAGGAACACAUGCACAAUGCAGGUGAUGUGGGCCAUGAACACAUGCACAAGGAAGGUGAUUUGGGCCAUGAACACAUGCACAAGGAAGGUGAUGUGGGCCAUGAACACAUGCACAAGGAAGGUGAUGUGGGACAUGAACACAUGCACAAGGAAGGUGAUGUGGGCCAUGAACACAUGCACAAGGAAGGUGAUAUGGGCCAUGAACACAUGCACAAGGAAGGUGAUGUAGGCCAUGAACAUAUGCACAAGGAAGGUGAUGUGGACCAGGAACAUGCACACACAGAAGGUGAUGUGGGCCAUGAACACAUGCACAAUGCAGGUGAUGUGAGCCAUGAACAUGUGCACAAUGAAGGUGAUGUAGGCCAUGAACACGUGCACAAGGAAGGUGAUGCAGGCCAUGAACACAUGCACAAGGAAGGUGAUGUGGGCCAUGAACAUAUGCACAAUGCAGGUGAUGUGGGCCAUGAACACAUGCACAAGGAAGGUGAUGUGGACCAUGAACAUGUGCACUUGGAAGGUGACAUGGGCCAUGGACAUGUGCACAAGGAAGGUGAUCACCAACAUGAAAGGGGACAUUCAGAACAGAUAUUUGAGCUUGCACAAGUGCCAGGUGAAGAAGUUGAUCAUGAAGUGAUACUGGAAAAUAAAGGUUCCGAUGCAGUAUUUGCUCCUUCAGCACCACAUAAAAUUGAUGAUGCUUUGGUGAUCAUACCAGCACCAUCUCUAGACACUACACCAGCCUCACGCGCCGAAUCUGAAAGUAAUGCGACUCCAGUAUUUCAAACUACAGCAGAUGAGCUGCGUGAAGGAGGUGGUCUCCCUCCUCUCUUGGAUUCUCUAGCUCCUCGUCAUGAUGCCUCUGUCAGCUCUUCACAAGCGCUACCUGAAGAACAACCCACUGAAAACCCUGAGGAAAAUCCAACUGUUGAAACUCUAAAAGAACUGUCAUUCCCAGAAGGACCAACUGAGUAUGUAGAAUCGCCAACAUUACCUGAAGCCCAGCCUGAACUUCAUUUCCCAAUCACAACAGAAGAGGAAGCAGCACUAACAACGGAUAAACCUUCAGAAGAGUCAGCAGUGACUGAAGAAGCUUCUCACGAUACUUGCCGUCCUCGUCAACUGGAAAUGUGCAGUAAUUUACCAUACUCUCUCACUGCCUUCCCGAACUGGGCUAAUGAUCAAAAUGAGGUUGAGCUUCAUGAAUCGUCUCUUCCAUUCUUCAGGGAUGUGAUUGUAAGAUCACGUUGCUCACCAAGAGCACAAGAAUAUGCCUGUGCUAUACUGGAACCUCCCUGCAGUGCUGAUGGAACAAUUUUGCCUCCUUGCAGGACAUUCUGCAGAUCUGUGGCCUCAACGUGUCAAGAAUUCGUCAUCUCAGGGGUUGGCCUAAGUGAUGUAUUUAACUGUGAGAGGUUCCCUGACUCAACGGAUCCUGCUGUGUGUUUUGACAUGACAAAUGAGCCUUGUGUUGGGCGGGAGCACCGGUGUGGAGACGGGCGGUGUGUGGCCAAGAGACUUGUCUGUGAUGGACGCUCAGACUGCCUUGACCACUCUGAUGAGGCAGCAUGCCCUGGCCAGCUUCCAGCUCUGGGUGAUGUGGUGGGCGUUAGAAGAGACUCCAACAGCAUUCCACAACUUCACAGCCCAAAUCCCUCUGAAGAUUUCUCUUCGACCAGUGAUUAUGCUACAGAAGAACACAACAUCCCACAUGAAGAAUAUCCAGUUGCUGACUACCCUGACUAUCCAGCAGCUCGAAAGAUUCCAGCAAAUGCAGAGUAUCCUAUUACCAAUACUGGAUUUAAUCCAACAGUAGUAGACUUUUCUACAACAGAUGGCAACUCUGCAGUGUCACAAGAUUUCCCUAUUGCAAACAUAGAUUACUCAGUUGAUUAUCCUGAUGAAACUUUAUCCUCAUCAGGUGAAAGUACUGACCUUGCAGAACAGGAAGUAACAGCAGGUGAUGUACAGAUUGAACCUGUUGCUGGGGAAACUGUACAACCAAUUGAGGGUUUACCGGAAGCCAGUCAGAACAUUGCUCCUAGUGGUGAUGUAACUUUUGCUACUACUACUACAGAAAUAAUUUGUGAUCAUGAUAAAUUCCUGUGUCAUGAUAGUUCAGACUGCAUUGUCCUGACAACUGUGUGUGAUGGUAUACCACAGUGUCAUGAUGGUUCUGAUGAGUCAAACUGCACACACAUUGGCUGCAACUAUGGUGACUUCCGGUGUGCCACAACAGACUUCUGUAUCCCAGUGUCUUGGAUGUGUGAUGGUGCCGAUGACUGCCAUGACAAUAGUGACGAGACCAACUGUGACACACAACAUCCAUCAGUGACACAAGUUUCCUCUACAGGAGAACAUCUUGAAGCUCUUGCACCCCUUGGACAGUUUCCACUACCAGGUGGUGAUUUUGGCAAGACUAUAGAAAGCAGAAAUGAGUUCAUUGUUAAUCAAUAUGAUUAUGCUGAAUUAGUCUCUGAAAAUUCUCCUCACUCUAGAGAUAAAGCAAGAGAACUAAAUUUUGAUGAUACUAUACAGCAGGAAUUUGUUCCUUCACAAGCAGCACUUGUUGGAGAACCAACUACUGUGGAAAGUGAUCCAAAUCCUCUAAGUAGUGGAGAACAAUUGCAGCUGCAAUCUGAAGAGAGUGAACUUCUUCAACAGUUUUCUGGGGAAGUGCCCAUUCUAAAUGAAGCACCACCAUAUGGACAAGCUCCUAAUGGUCAAAGAGGAUUACCCCCAAACCAGAAGUAUUCUAAUGAAAAAGAAGAGUUUGGGGAGCAACCUGUGAAUCAUGUGUCUCAAACUGAACAGUUAUCAAACGACCAUGAUGGCCUUCCAUCAUCUCGCCAAUCCAUUUUUUCCUUGGAAAACCCAUUGAGUAAUGAAAAUACUGACCAAUAUUCAUCUGAAGAAAACUUUCAGUAUUCCUCCUUAGAACCUACUCAGACUGGUUACCAAACGUCUCGGCCAUUCCAAACUGACCAGUUAUUUUCUAAUGAAGCUUCUAUAACAGAAUCUCAAGAAUUAAAUUUUGAUGAACAAUCUAUUAACAGUAGGCUCCAGGCAUUCCAAGAGCAGAAGUCAUUAGAGGAAACACUCCAAACAAACCUUGGGCAUAAGCUUUUGCAGAAUAAUCAAAAAUUGUCCUCAAAAGAAAAACUUUCAAAUAAUGAUUCUCAACUGAGAGGUGUUCAACAUUCCAGUAUACUGGAGCAUCAUGGAGAUGAUUAUCAGCAAUUUCCAGGAGGGCAAGCUCCUCAAAAUACAGUCAAAGGUGCACAAUCAAAGACAAAUGAAGGCUACUUGGAUAGUAAAUUUUUGGUAACAGAAAGGGAGAGACAGGUUACAAAGAAAGAGUCUUUGGAAGAAUCAAACACUAAACUGAAAGAUAUAGACCUUGCAAUACCAAUUACUAACUUCCCAGAAGAAAACAGAAAAUCAGAUACACCUGGAAGAAUGCGGGGUAGCAUUCGCUUUUCCAGAACCAACCGCCCUUCUACACAGAGGCCUUCUGAAUCUCCGUAUGUUAAUUCACCUACAUCUCCACCACCAGAUUCUGAAUCAAGCUCCUCUGGGAGCUUCAGAUCUCGUUUUCAACAGUGGCGUUCUUCUCGUUUUCCACCCUCCCCAUCUUAUGAGUCACGUCAAACUGAAAGCUUUAGAGAACGCCAGCAUAACAGUCCAACCGUUUCCGAUAAGAAAGCAGUAGAAGAGGAAAAGGUUACAGAGGAAGGAGCAGACAAUAUUAGAAGUUCAUCAAGGCUAAGAAUCCCAAAUCAUCGUUCUGUAGGUCCUACACGUAUAACUCGUGUACGUCCCACACUACGGACCUCUAGAAUAUCUUCUAGCUCACAUUUCUUUCCUCAAGAGGAGUUUCUCAAAGAAGGUAUAAAUUUUGAUGCAACUGCUGAAGUAGCAUCAACAGAAUUUGACAAUGAACCUGCUUCAUCUGCCCUUUCUCCAGUAAUCGUUCAGGGACCUCAUUUUACCCUUCCAGCACAACCUUACUCCCCUCAUUCAUCAGGCAGUGCCUAUCGUAAUAUUCAGAAUGAUGGCUCAAAGACAUUUAUGCCCAAAGAAGAGAGUCUAGGUGAUGAACAGCAAGCAUAUGAUCCUAGUUCAGUGACUUACGACUUUGAACGUAGAACAGGCUCCAGUUCGCUCUACUAUGGCCAAGAGUCCUCGGGAUUUAACAUGCCAAUAAAUCAUUCUCCGGCAUAUCUUCCAUAUACGCCUAAUCAUUAUUUACAUGGUAAUAUACAAAAAUAAACCAGGAAAAUCUGCCAUACCUCACAUCUUCCAACCACAGUUCACUACAUCAACAAUGCCAUCUUCGGCUUCUGUUGAAACUCAAACUUCUUUCUUUAAUGAUGAUGAGAGUGUAGUAACUUCUGUACCUGAAGAAACAACUACACUACUGGAAGAGACAACAGCUGAAUCAGUCACCUU
Procambarus clarkii (red swamp crayfish) is the source of this 5382-nucleotide messenger RNA. RefSeq lists its product as uncharacterized. NCBI's taxonomy places the organism in Eukaryota, Metazoa, Arthropoda, Malacostraca, Decapoda, Cambaridae. Gene Ontology annotation, molecular function: protein binding. The record is from RefSeq and is a predicted model, not a curated record. Gene Ontology annotation, cellular component: plasma membrane.